Messenger RNA from Mucor velutinosus, 354 nucleotides. RefSeq lists its product as uncharacterized. Lineage: Eukaryota; Fungi; Mucoromycota; Mucoromycetes; Mucorales; Mucoraceae. The transcript has a single exon. The record is from RefSeq and is a predicted model, not a curated record. The coding region runs from base 1 to 354 and encodes 117 amino acids.
AUGGAUAUUGGAAAUUUACCCAUCUUUAGCGGCAGCAAGGACACUAAAUCCACCAGUAACAGCAACGAGGCACCUAUUACAGGCAAUACAUCGAGAUCUUUUGAAUCCAACAAGAAACAAGCAGCACCAAGCGAGGACAAGAACGCUUGGGAACAAAUUGGUGAUUACGAUCAACCCGCUGCCUCCCCCAGCUCAAACAGUCCUGUCGAUGAGGAUGAGGACGAGGAAGACCACGAGCAAGUUCAAAUCCCUAGAAUACAUACCCAAACCGAAGAUUCCAAGAAGGAAUCUGAUGAUGCCGCAUCCAUUGCAUCAGAAGCAGCAGUCAAGGCAACUCAACAACAUAGUAGAUAA